AAAAUAGAAAGAAGCAGAGAGAGAUUAGUCAGAGAGACGAAGGAGACGAUGACAAGCAAAGACGAAUUUUCCGGAGAUCGAGCUGCGAUUCGCUGCGCCAGAGCUACGAUGCUUCUCUAUUCACUGUCAUCAUCACGUACAAUCGAUACCGCCGGCGAGCAGGAGAAAGGAGAAACGCGAAGAGAAAUAGAGUAUCUGAAGAGAAAGCUUACCAUGGAGAAGAAAAAGAUGAACAGGAUUAAGCUUUGCGGAUUGAUGGAGCUGCUUCUUCUCGUCAUUUUGAGGCUUCAUGUUCCUAUGGAACUAUCAGAUUGGAGUGUUCAGUUUCAGCCUGAUUCUUAACUUUUUCUUAGUUCCUCGUCGUGCUUAGCUUUGUGAUUGAACUCCCUAUUUUUAGUGAGUAUCUGCAGAACAUUCAGCUUAUCCAGCUUAUUUGCUAGUUAGAACCUGCUCCAUGAUAAACUUCCAAACUGAGAAAAUGGGACUUUGAUUCAGAUAUCUCGAUCCUGAAUGCUGUUAGCAGAGGCUUUACUAUUUGAGUUCUGGAGAUCUUGUUCUUCUUGCAAUCAUCUUCUUGAACAUAAUGCUCGUUCCUGAGUCCUGAGUAGCCUGAAUCUGACUGAGCUUUUCUCAGUUCCUCAUCAUGCUUGGCUUUGACCUCUGGAGAUCUUAUUCUUUUUGCAAUCACCUUCUUGUAACAUCAUGCUCAUUCCUGACUGUUGUUAUCAGAGGCUUCAUAUUCCUAUCGAGCCAUCAAAUUGGAGGGUUCAGUUUCAGCCUAAUUCUGAGCUUGGCUUCAGUUUUCUCAUCCUGAUUGGCUUUGUGAUAUAACUCCCUUCUUUUCAUGUUCUCAGAACAAGCAGCUUUAUCACCUUAUUUGCUAGUUAGAAUUCUGGUAAGUCAAAGAAAUGGGACUUUGAUUC
Arabidopsis arenosa is the source of this 923-nucleotide messenger RNA. NCBI's taxonomy places the organism in Eukaryota, Viridiplantae, Streptophyta, Magnoliopsida, Brassicales, Brassicaceae. The record is from the annotation of a GenBank genome assembly.